GAGAGUCGCAGAGAACGCGGCGCCAGGCGCUCGGGUGGAGGAAUGGCGCCCUCCCCCGGCGAGCUGACACGUCCCGAGUGGGCCCCAACGCCUUCUUCCUCACGCCCACCCAUCCGCGCAGCCUUUGGAGUCCCGGGGUGUGCGCGGGGAGGGGGCUGCGGACGCUGCGGAUUUGCGGACAGGAAGCCGGCUUGACAUUGAACUCCAGCUCGGGGACGCGCGCGUGUGAGCCGUGGGGAGGGGGCCGGGCUCGUAGCUGCGGCGAACCGGCUCAGGCGGAGUGCAGACCCGCCGCCGCCCGCCCGCGGGAGCGGCGAGCGCAGAAGCCAUUCAUGAUUUUGGUGACGUUAUUCUAAGAGUGGGCGAGGGGAGGCGGAGCCACUCUCGGACAGGCCCCGCCCCCGCUCCUAUAAAUGCGCCUUCCCGGGCUCUUUGUGGGACCCGGAGCUCGGUGGAGAGCGGGGAGCUUGGUCUGCACUGCCGACGCCGCUGGCAGCGGGGCUGUCUCGGGAAGGCGGACCGGCGAUCGCCCAGUACCCGCUCUCGGCUGCCCGCUGCUCUCCUCUGCGCCCCUGUCAUCCUCAUUCGGGACGCAGAGACCAUUUCUUUCUUUCUUUUUUUUUUUUAAAUCACAAGGGCGUGGGUCAGCCUCCCCUAGGACUUCAUGUCUGUAUAUUUCCCCAUUCACUGCCCUGACUAUCUGAGAUCGGCUGAGAUGACUGAGGUCAUGAUGAACACCCCAUCCAUGGAAGAGAUCGGCCUCAGCCCCCGGAAGGAUGGCCUUUCCUAUCAGAUCUUCCCAGACCCGUCAGACUUUGACCGCUGCUGCAAACUGAAGGACCGCCUGCCCUCCAUCGUGGUGGAGCCCACAGAGGGGGAGGUGGAGAGUGGGGAGCUCCGGUGGCCCCCUGAGGAAUUCCUGGUCCAGGAGGGUGAGCAGGAGGACAACUGUGAAGAGACGACAAAAGAAAAGAAGGAACAGUAGAGUCCCUGCAGGCUCGCCCGGGUUGUGCCAGCCAGCAUACCUGAACUGUUUUUCCCAUCGCGAUGGAAGAAGAGAGUGAGCCACAGUCAUUCUGAAAACUGUCAAAUGAGGCUUCCGUUUUGCACCUGAAAAAUCACCAAGUCCGUUUUCUUUUCUUGUCUUUUUUUUUUUUUUUAAAUUCGUUGAGCAAUGGAGCCCCCUGACAAUUUGCAAGGCUGAGAAAGGAAGCUGCUGAGAACAGGGGUGUGGGUGGGGGUGUGGGAAAGGGGUGCCGCUUCUGAGAUCCCUAUCUGAACUCUAGUGCCAGAGGCAGUGUGUGUGUAUGUGUAUGCUGUUGGGGGUUCUGGCUGUGGGGUGCGGGGUGAGCAAGUGAGCAAGAAACAUUCUUGGGUUAAAAAAGAAAAACAACAAAAACAAAACAAAACAAACCCCACUAUUUUUUUUUUUUAAGAGAACUACAGCCAGGAAGUGCUUACCAGCAUUUGCUCUGGCUGCUGGGGCACCUGACAACUAAGGUUUUCAUCUGGUCUUGUCGCUCACCUCCACCAGCCUUUGCUUUCAUUUCAAGCAUGUUGGCUACCCACAGAGAAGUAAGGCCAGGACCAACUGCCUACGAAGCCAGCUGGAGGGCCACACAGGAAAGGAAGCGUCCACCUGUUCUUCCCGCGGACUCUGCCCCAGCUGUGCUGGGCUCUCAGAGCCCCCAGGGACCUGGACAGUUGUAAGGGAUAGUACUUUUGAGUUUUUUCCUCCUCUAUUGGCCCUUUUUGCCUCCUAAUACAUUGGGGAAUAGCCAGAGCACUUCCUGCCCUUGUGGGACCUUCCAAGGCUGCAGCAUGGAAGUGCCCUCUUCCCCUGUGGGUCUUCUGAGAAUUCUUACCAAGUCCCCAUGGAGCAGAAUGGUAGAAGAGUCAGCUCCGCAGGUCUGCUCCCCCUCCUCCUUUGGCCACAACAGUCAGGUGGCCGGUCCCCAGCUCUGCUAUGGCCCGUCACCCCUAUGAACUACAGCAGCACCACUCCAGUGGGGUUUCCCAGCCCGGCUUCCACGGGAGCUAAAAGCAGAGCGUGUGGGCUUUUUAAUGCAGGAGUCUGGGUGGUGCUGCAUGGAUGUGCUGAGGCUCCCACAUGGCAGCAGGUGUCUGGUGGAGGAGUUGUUACGGGGUUACUUCUGCUCCUCUUGUUGCUCUUGAGCACAGGUUGGGGGAAGAUAUGGGGUACACUGGGGUGUCCUUAUGGAACAGUAACCUUCAUCCCUUUCCCACCUCACCUGCUUCUGGCAAGGGCAGCAGUCGCAUGGGGGGCAAUUAACAUCUGGACUUGGCCUCUGAUCAUAACCCAGAACCUCCUGGAAUAGCAGGUUAGAAGACUGUUUGGUCAAGAGGUGGACUGAAAGCCUUCCUUGGGCUUCACUCAGCCAACUGAGGCACCCACAAUGUCCCCUCAUGUCUCUGCCAGUCCAGGUUGACCCCCUCCAUCUUUGGACUAGUGUGUCUAGCUGUAUUUAAUACCUCAAAGUCAGUGUGGCUCUGGGGCACGUUGGGGCAAGAGCGUGGGGGUAUGCUGUUGACGCGGCAUUCGGCAAGGUUUGGUUUUGGGAUGCCGAUGGUCACUCCCCUACCCCUGCAUCUUCCCUCUGUCGUCUGCCUGUGAUACACACCGAUGGCAAUAACUUUUUCCGGCUCCUCGCAGAAGUGGGAGAGGGUUGCAGCCAACCCCACGAUGGGGGAGCUUCUCUCUCUUGCUCCCGCUCUGCUCUGUUUUGGCUACAGAGAUCUGUUCAUCCCACUCUUCCUUCUGUAGCACUUCUCAUCCCUCGCCUCCCUUUAUGGACAGGUGUCUGGCCUUUUAAAUUCCUGGGUUCUGGUGUCUUCUCACCCCUAACCCCAGUUAUCUGUCUUGGUCUUGCCGUGUGAUGGAGACGUGCUUGUAUAUCCAGUAUCAAAUCGGCUUUGUGUAUAUGUGUGUUUAUGGGGUGGUUUCUUCCCUUUUCUGGUCACUAGACCAUGUUGUACAACUGUGUGCAGUCUGAGCAGGCCAGGGGCUGACAGUUGAUGUCAGGACCCUCAGCAGUUGAGCCUGCUGGGGGGACCCAGCUGCUCUUAGACAAGCGGCUGAGCUCCUGUUUGGCCGCUUCUUCUUCUUCUUCUUCUUCUUCUUCUUCUUCUUCUUCUUCUUCUUCU
Molecule: messenger RNA, 3165 nt
Organism: Onychomys torridus (southern grasshopper mouse)
Lineage: Eukaryota; Metazoa; Chordata; Mammalia; Rodentia; Cricetidae
Gene: Lbh
Product: LBH regulator of WNT signaling pathway
Exons: 3
Coding region: 665-985 (106 amino acids)
Biological process (GO): positive regulation of DNA-templated transcription
Cellular component (GO): nucleus
Source: RefSeq, a predicted model, not a curated record